This is a messenger RNA of Parastagonospora nodorum SN15, 1149 nucleotides long. RefSeq lists its product as hypothetical. Bases 1 to 1149 code for a protein of 382 amino acids. Lineage: Eukaryota; Fungi; Ascomycota; Dothideomycetes; Pleosporales; Phaeosphaeriaceae. The transcript is spliced from 3 exons. Gene Ontology annotation, molecular function: hydrolase activity, acting on carbon-nitrogen (but not peptide) bonds, in linear amides; hydrolase activity, acting on ester bonds. The record is from RefSeq and is a predicted model, not a curated record.
AUGCAGCUUAUCAAAACAGCCGCGACUGCGGCAGUUCUCGCUGGCAGCGCAAGCGCAGCAAACUUCACUGGCGAUGUCCUCAACGGCGUGAAAGUCAUUCAUGACUUGAACUUGGCGGAUCUACCGGCGCAAACCGUUUCGCGUUUCUACCUGCGCGUCGGCGAAGUCAAUGGAGGACAUCCUGUUCAUAUUCCUGUCAUGGUCGCGCGAGGCACAGCGGACAGUUUGAAGACUGGAAAGAAGCUCUCGCUGUCUGCAGCUAUUCAUGGAGAUGAGCUGAACCCUGUACGCGUCGUGCAGCGCAUCUUCGAGCAAUUGGAGGGUCAAGUCGCGACUUUGAACGGCACAGUCAUUGGACUUCCCACUGUCAAUCCGAUGGGUAUCUACAUGAACCAGCGAAAUUACUACACAGCUGGCGCCAGUGGAUCUCUCACGAACGUGAACCGCGUCUUCCCAGGAGUCGCGGCUGCUGAAGGCGGUAGCGGACCACAAUUGCUCGCAUAUAACAUCUGGAACAACAUCUGGGGCAACACAUCUCAAGUGGAUGUUGGCAUUGAUCUUCACACACCUUCAUCCGGUGGUGACACUUCUCUAUGGUGCUACGCCGACUUCAGACUCCCUUACGUCGAGCGUAUGGCCAAGCUACUCCAGCCCGACACCCUCAAGAUCGACCCUGGUGAGCCCGGCUCAAUCGAGACCACCUUCGUUCGCAACAAGGUGCCUUCCAUCACGGUGGAGAUGGGCCAGGCAAAGAUCUGGAACAACAGCCUGAUCGACCGAACCGUGGACUUCGUCAACCGCGUCAUGGUGGACUUGAAGCUCACCCCGUCCAACGCCACCGUCGAGCCAAACCUGAGCAACGUUUAUAUUGCCAACACAUUCCACGAUUCAUUUUCGCAGCAUGGUGGUUUCGUGGAGAGGCUGGUCCAAGUUGACGAGCCGGUCGUCAAGGGCCAGCCCAUUGCGCAUGUCAGGAAUCCAUUUGGCGAUAUCAUCGAGACCCUGGUCUCGCCAGCUAAUGGACGCAUGUUUCAGAGCCCUCGCGACCCCAGUACUGAGCCAGGUGGCUCCGUGGGUCAGAUCGCUUACAACUCAACCGACCCCGAGUGUGCUGAUGGAUGUAUUCUGUCAGGACCUACGAGGCGAUAA